Messenger RNA from Drosophila innubila, 1895 nucleotides. RefSeq names its product fibroin heavy chain (gene Cpr73D). Lineage: Eukaryota; Metazoa; Arthropoda; Insecta; Diptera; Drosophilidae. The transcript is spliced from 5 exons. Gene Ontology annotation, cellular component: chitin-based extracellular matrix. Gene Ontology annotation, molecular function: structural constituent of chitin-based larval cuticle. Bases 59 to 1753 code for a protein of 564 amino acids. The record is from RefSeq and is a predicted model, not a curated record.
UCUGCCUGCAGGAUGCGCGUUUAAUUCCACUCGUUUUAAUUUCGAUAAAUCUUUGAAAAUGCUGCGUCUUCUUUGCAUUUCUUGCGUUUUUCUUGGCUUCCUGAGUGAUCCUGUGCUAGCGGAAAUUGAAUAUAAUACCAUCAAUGCAGAUGGCUCCUUUCAAUUUCGACAUGCAAAUGAUGACAUUGGAGGCUUCUAUCAUAGCGCCUCUGGAACUCCAGACAACAUCGUGCGAGGUCGUUAUGGUUCGCGAAGUCCAGCGAGCGGCCAAAUCGAAGAGACCGUUUACACAGCCGGACCACGUGGCUUUCGCGCGAAUGGUCCGAAAAUACAUCGCAAAAUGGAUUUGGCCCAGUAUCCAGUGCGUCCACGUGGCAGCCCCGAUGAUCCCCUUGCCGAUCCCUACGAUGAUCCCUCCUACAGCUUCAGUUUUCGCACGCCAGAUCAAUCGCGCAGCGAGGAGAAUGAUGCCGGCAAUAGAAUAAGAGGUCUCUACUCCUAUGUGGAUGAUGUGGGUGAGCGUCACAGUGUGCGUUAUGCCGCCGGAGCUGGAACUGGCUUUGAGAUCUCCAAUGCGGUGCCGGAUAAUCCGGCAAUUGUGGGCUACUCCAGUCCGCUGUACAAGUCGCAUCCCAAGGCGCGUGGCAAGAUGUCGGUGCAACGUGGUCCCGGUGGCAGCUACAAACUCAUUGCAGCUGGUCCCGAUCAUCGACGUGCCGAGAGUCGUGCCUCCGAUGGCCUGGUGAGAGGCACUUACUCCUUUCUGGACGACAAGGGCAUACAACGCACCGUGGAGUAUAUUGCCGGAGCCGGCAUUGGUUAUCGGGUGGUGCACAAUCGUGUGGGUCCAGGUACCCAUAUAAAUCCAUCUGUGGCGGAUUUUCGACUGAGCGAUACGGAUUUCCGUUUGGCAAAUGACUUUGGCAGGGGAGCAGCUGGUGGUUUGGGUGGUGGUGGCUCCGGACCAAGUGGUGCGGGUGGUGCUGCAGCGGGUGGAGGCAGGGGCAGAUCGGGUACGGAUUACUUGAAGCCGGCUGGCGGUGGUGGGCUUGGGGAAAGUGGAGCGGAUGCUGCAGUGGCGCAGGAUGUGGGCGGGGAGGGUACUGAGGGGGAAGAUAUUGAAUUAAGCAGCAGCUCUAGUGGUAGCUCAAGGGACAAGGAGGAUCGACGUGGUUAUGCGGCAGGUAAUGGAGGCAGGGGCAGCACAAGAUAUGAUGGAACAGGAGGAGAAGUGGAGAGCAGGAGGAACGGAAGGGAAGGAGCAGGUGGAAGAGGAGGAGUUGCUGGAGGAAGAGGAAAAGGCGGAGCUGGAACUGGUAGUGGUGGCUUCCGGGAGAGCAGCUCUUCCUCCUCGGCAAGUAGAAACCGCGGCAGCAGCACAAAUAGAUUUAGUGGUGGCUCCUCCGAAAGUGGUUAUCUGCCACCCACAGGCGGUAGCAGCGCCGCCAGCGGCUCCGACGACAACUACAAUCUGAAUGAUGACGAUGUGGGCAGCUCGUUGCCACCGCUGGUGACCACCAAUCAUCGCAUACUGGAAAUCGAUCGGGAUCGUGAGUGGGUGCAACGGCAUCGUGACUCGACCGUCAUCCGGAAUGUGGGCAAAUGGUAUGUGGGCUUGCCACCGGGUCAAAGUGUGCGUGCCCAUGUGCAGAACAUCGAUCUGGUGCCACUGGGCGGACGUGUCAACCUGUCGCCAUCGGAGGCAUUGCGACAGGACGAGAUUGCCGAGCUGAGCGGCAGCAGGGAGCAUUAAACCACUUCCACAUUCUGUAGUUCUAUCACUAGUUCAUAAGUAUGUACAUUUAAGCGAUUCAAAUUGUUAAGGUUUAACUGCGCUUAAACCACAAUCAAUUUUAACAGUAUUUAAAUGCCAAAUACAUGAGUGCAUGUAUUCU